Molecule: messenger RNA, 2940 nt
Organism: Mesocestoides corti
Lineage: Eukaryota; Metazoa; Platyhelminthes; Cestoda; Cyclophyllidea; Mesocestoididae
Source: the annotation of a GenBank genome assembly
AUGAUGUCCACCACCAUGAAGGCGAGCCAUAUCAUCGCUGUUUUGAACAUUUGUAAACGCGGCGAUGUGGUCUUUCUACGAAAACUUCUGGCAUCAAACUGCAACUUCGAUGAAGUUAAGGACAGAAAAGGCAGAAAUGCCCUGCAUUACUGUGCGGAGACUGAUAAAGGGAAUUCUGGGGAGACUAAGCCAGGUGGCCGUUUGGCGUGUGCGACGCUGCUACUUGAGUCAGAAUUCAAGUUACAAAAUCAGCCAGACAGCGAUGGGUUUUUGCCUUUUCACCAUUCCAUAAUUCAUGGGAAUAUACCAUUAGCUAAGCUCUUCAUCUCCCACGGAAUGGAUGUGAACUCUCUCGUAGCUCCACCGUCAAAUAGGGCAAACUUUAUGGAGGAAGGCAAUACUGCCGUCUACGGUCGAUCUGCCCUGCAUCUGGCUGUGAUAUACGCCAGUUACGAAACCCUCGAAUUUCUACUUUCUGGGUCUUUUGAAGAUAGUAAUGGCAAUACACACAAGUUCUCUGUGGACGUAAGUCUUCAAGAUGCACAGUCAGCUACGGCCCUGCACUACGCGGUCCAGCUUCCUGAGGGCAUUGCUGCGUCGAUGAUUAAGUGCAUUGUUGAGCGCUCAAACAUGGACAUCAACUGUACCGAUGCGCAUGGACGCACCCCGCUGAUUUGGGCGGCCACAAUUGGCGCAUCGCUCUCAACCAGCAUGCUUCUGGAACUUGGGGCGGACCUGUGUAAAUCUGAGAAAAGUGGCCUUACAGCACUACAUUGCGCCUCUUCUAGGGGUCACACUUCCACGGUCCAGGCCAUCCUCAAACAUCUGGAGAAGGUCGAAAUGAGUCCGGAGGAAAAAGCAAAAGUUCUUGAUGCUCAGGACGUAGACGGAUGCACACCACUAUUCUAUUCAGUUACUAUGGGGCACUACAGCAUUACCAAACAACUUCUUGCAGCCGGAGCUGACCCAUCAGCUACGGAUAGCCGCGGAAGGGGUCUCCUUCACUGUACCGGCAGGACAAUGGCAAAAGGGGGAAUUGAUAUUAUCGAUUUGUUGAUUGAACAUGGCGUCGACCCAAAAAGAGUAAAUGCCGUUGGAGACACGGCCUUGCACGAAGCAUGUGCCAAUGCAAACAAAGCUUGCGUGGAGAGACUUUUACAGAUUGAGGAAGUAUCCCGGAAUGUAGUCAACUUAAGAAACGCCUCAAACCAAACACCACUUCAAAUAACUACCCUUUUGGCUUUAAGAGAAGAUAAGCAGGCUGAGGCCUCGGGUAACGCCGUUGAAAUCUGUCAAAUGCUCUGCAAGGCAGGAGCACUUAUCGGAACGAAUAAUGCAUCCGAGACCACACCUCUCUCUCUCGUAAGAAAUUGUCUACGCAACACACCGAAUUAUAGACCAGCGCUCGAACUAGAGCGUCUAUUUAAUGGUUGCAUGAGUAGGAAAUCGAGCAAAGCCUUCUCCAAAUCGACUGACAUUCAGGAAACAGCCACUGUGACUGCAACAUCCCAGGAAUCUUCUGAAGUCUCCUCCCUACCUUGCGAUCAAUUUUCCUCUGAAGAUGAAAAUUGUUCGAAAUCGAUUUCAGAGUACACAGACGAACUUCAUCCUCGCAAAAGUAAAAAAACUGAUACCGAUAGUAAAAGUGAGGCUAUUGACACAAGUGAAAUUAAAAACUUUGUGAAUCAAGAGAUUGACGAUGCAGUUAGUCAAGAAGUUCUAGCCAGAGUCUCCAGAGAACCUCUGAGCAAAGAUGUACCCAAAUCUGAGAGUCUCAGAUCUGCAUCCGUAUCUCAAGGAGUUAGUUCGAAAGCCAGUUCACGUAAACGAUCCGCAAAUGCUUCGUCCAACAGAAAUUUAGCCAAUGCUUCUUCUCGAACAUCAUCCACAAGGGGAAGUCGGGUUUCCUUGGUUAAUUCCUCGAUUGGUGGUAAAUCAACAACUUCCUCCUCCUCAUUGCAUAUUUCUCAAUCGGGAAAGCCUAUGCAUCAAGCAUCUCGUAAUGGCAGCAUAGCCACAACUGAGACCUCAUCCAGGAAGUCAGUUUCACUGUCUUCGUUAAUGAGUGAGUCUAAGAAGGCAAACAGAAGCCUAGGUGAAUCUCCUAGGCAGUCCACAAAAACAUUUGGGGAAUCAUCAUCGACUCUGUCAGCCAGGACGACUAGUUCGAAAGCCAUGGAAGCCGUUUCCUCAUCUCAUGCACCUUCUACCUUGAGGAGUCUUAGAAAACCCACAACGAGAUCCACGUCUGCCCACAAUGAAAAAGCGUCCGCUGCUGCUCCUUCACAAAGCACUAGCACCUUCUCUGCGUUUACGCCAUCCCAGACGCGUCGAUCUGCAAGCAACCACCGUUCAGAGGCCGCGAAACUGUCGACGAAGCCCACAUCUUCCGCCUCCGGUGUCAGGUCUGUUCCACUGAGAGCUCGUCAUUCGCCAGCGUGGACACAGACCUCAUUCGAUGCCACAAUGUCCAGUAAACUAGGUCGAGCAAGCCGGAGCUCCGAAUUUAAGAGCGAUUUGGCGAAACCACGACGUCGCCCCAGCUCUUGUGAUUUCCACCGCAAGACCGAUUACGACUUUCAUCAGCAUAAGGGCAUAGAAAGGCAAAAGCUGCCGCAGCCCACCAUCACGCCUUACCUGACGCCGGUAGCACGGUGGCCGAGGGCAAUGGCUUCCAUGCUCUUGAUGGGGGAAGUUUCACCUCUCUACUGUGCCCAAACCCUCAAUGUUGCGCCUCACCGGAGACAGAACAGGAGGGGAGCAGAGGGCACGGAGAAGACGCAAGCCAGACCAGCCAUCGAGGCCAGAAUGCAGCUCUCGAUUGCGGAGAAGGACUUUGUAAAGCUAGCUGCUCAGGUCCUGGAUCAAUACGACACACUGCUUAUUGAACGACAGAAGCUGGCUAGAACCAGAGCAGGACAACACACUGGGGACAAGUAG